Molecule: messenger RNA, 798 nt
Organism: Metarhizium robertsii ARSEF 23
Lineage: Eukaryota; Fungi; Ascomycota; Sordariomycetes; Hypocreales; Clavicipitaceae
Exons: 3
Coding region: 1-798 (265 amino acids)
Source: RefSeq, a predicted model, not a curated record
AUGGACGACGCGCCCCCUGUGCCGAGUCCCCUUUCGAUCCGACAAAGCUACGGUUUCCCCCUGGGCGAAGAAGAAGAUGAUGAAGGAGAAGAGGGAGAGGACCUCCUCACGCCCCUUUUGCAGUCUCGCCGCCCCUCGCGACAGUACGUGUCCAUCUCCUCCCCGCCCGGCGACUCCUCCCUGCCGGGUGCCGCUGAUUCAGGUCCGCGACGAGUCGCCCGGCGGCAGGGCGGGAGAGGCGCGUCCGUCCGUGGUCUCCGAGGACGCGACUGUCGCCGGGCUGCCGCUGACGCGGGUCCCCCCGUGGACGACCCCCCGUGGACGAGCAACUCGGACAGAGAGCGGAGCAAGAGCGGAGAAAGCGCCGAGUGUCGCUGCGACGAGGGGAGCCUCAGGAGGGGGGUUGUGCAUGCGACGGUGCUGGCGGCGCAGUUUGUCGUGUUUACGGGCGUGUUUUGCGUGUGGGUGGGCGUUGCGGUUGGCGAGGGCGCUGACCAUUCGGGAUUUUGGCACAAGUUGUGGGUGUAUUUCCAGCCGGUGCUGGGGGGGCUCGGUCUGCUUGCCGCGGCGGCGAUGCUGGCCUACGACAUGGCUGAUGGGCUGUCUGACGGUGUGUUUUUGGGGGUUCAGGCCGGAGUGUUGGCGGUGGCUGGCGCGGCUGGGCUCUGCGUGGUCUGGUGGGCGCUUGAGACGGGGAGCCGGGCGGUUAUUGGGGCCGCGGCGGGCACGGCGGCCAUGAUGCUCGGGGUGGGGGUGUUUGGGUUUGCGAGGGCGGCCGUGGUUUGGUGGCUGAGUUGA